AGCGCCACUGCCAUCGUCCAUCUGGAAUACGAUAGCACGAAUCCUCCUCCCGUUCCAUCUCCGCACUGGACCCGCUUCGUGUGCAUCAGCGACACUCACUCGCGCAUGGUCCAUGUGCCACCAGGAGACGUGCUCUUGCACAGUGGAGACCUCACCAUGGUGGGCAGGUACUCUGACUUCCAGAGGACGAUAGAGUGGCUUGGGGACCUACCCCAUCCCAGAAAAAUAAUCAUCGCGGGCAACCACGACCUGCCACUUGACCACCACGAUGACUGGUAUGAGAAGAACUAUAUGCGCUGGCAUCGCACGCAGAAGCAGAACAUCGGUCUGAUCCAAGACCUCGUCCAAGGGCAUAAAGCACAACGAUCGGGGAUUGUUUAUCUGGAGGACCAAUCGUAUGAGUUCAAGGUCAAGGAGGAGGGACGGAUAUGGACUGUCUACGGAUCUCCGUGGUCACCUUAUUUCCACAAUUGGGCAUUCAACUACGAGCGCGGCAAAGAAGCGGAAAAAAUCGUCUCUGAGUUCCCGAAGGCUGAUAUUCUAUUAACUCAUGGGCCGCCUUACAACGUAUUCGACACGACAAUCAUUGGUGAACACGUCGGCUGCGAGACACUAGCCGCGCGCCUGCCCUCUCUUCGGCCGCGCCUGCAUGUCUUCGGACACAUUCAUGAAGGCCACGGGGCGCUCAUUCAUGAAUGGCCUGCUUCAGAUCCAAACAGUAGCGCCGAAAAACCGGGGAUCGUCGACGAUCAGACGGUCUUUGUGAAUGCGGCGAAUUGGCCGAUGGGGCCCAAAGCGCGUCUUCCUGGAGGUGCAGCAAUACGGUUUGGCGAGGCACCGUUUCAGCCUGUCAUCGUGGAUUUGCUGGAU
Laetiporus sulphureus 93-53 is the source of this 870-nucleotide messenger RNA. Its product is annotated as Metallo-dependent phosphatase. The annotation marks the transcript as partial. NCBI's taxonomy places the organism in Eukaryota, Fungi, Basidiomycota, Agaricomycetes, Polyporales, Laetiporaceae. Gene Ontology annotation, molecular function: hydrolase activity. The transcript is spliced from 6 exons. The record is from RefSeq and is a predicted model, not a curated record.